AUGUCUAAUCUCCUUCUCGAUCUCUCAAACUGCUGGGCGCAAUUAUUUGAGGAUGAUGACAAUUACGAUGUAAUUAUCUAUGCUGGUGAUGAAUCGACGGACGCAAAAGAAUUCAAAGCACAUAACUUGGUGCUUCGUGCAAGGUGUUCCUAUUUCAGAAGUGCUUUAUCGAACGAUUGGGCCAGGAAGGAAGGCGGAAUGUUCGUCUUCAGAAAGCCAAAUAUAAGUGGAAGUGUUUUUGCUAAGAUUCUUAGAUACCUAUAUACAGGCACAAUACCACUUGCUGACCAAGAAGGCUCCGAAAUCCUGAAAAUCGUCGUUGCAGCUGACGAAUUAGAUCUACAUACUCUGAUCAAUCAUAUACAAACAUAUCUUAUUACCGAAAAGACUUCGUGGUUAGACGAGAACCCAGUCGAAAUUCUCGAGCUGGUCUUUCAGCACGCAGCAUGUAAAUCUCUCCGAGAUUACUGUCUCGCAACAAUAUGCAAGAAACCUUCUAUCAUUUUCUCAUCACCAUCGUUUACAUCUUUGGAUGAAUCGAUGUUAAUUCUAUUGCUCAAACGAAAUGACCUGGGUAUGGAAGAGGCUGAAAUAUGGGACCACCUGCUUCAAUGGGGAAUAGCACAAAAUCCGGGGUUGUCUAGUGAUAUCUCUACAUGGGGAGACGAAGAAUGGUCAUUGCUUGAGGCUACUUUAUAUCAAUAUGUUCCACUUGUAAGAUUCUUUAAUAUUCCUUCUGCGGACUUCUCACGUAAAGUUCGUCCUUAUAAGCGUAUUCUUCCUAAAGGUCUGUUUGAAGAUCUAAUUUCCCAUUACUUAGACCCAGAUAAGCCAGUAGAGUCGACGAUACUCCCACCGAGGAUUCCGUUAUUCGAGUCAGUUAUUAUAGAACCAAUUUUUGGUAGUUUGUUAGCUAAUUGGAUAGAUGGAAUUGAUGACACUGCAGUGCAGUCGAGAAAAAUACCUUACGACUUUAAGUUAUUAUUAAGAGGAUCUGUUGACGGGUUCUCGUCGUCAAUAUUUCAUGAGAAGUGUUUAAUGCGAGGGCCUACUCUAAUUAUAGCAAAUGUGUCUUCGCAAAUAAUUGGUGGAUAUAAUCCUCUUGAUUGGUCAUUGCAACAAGGGUAUCAAUAUGCGACUCAAGCGUUCAUAUUCUCUCUUGGAGACGGCAAAUCGUUUGAUAAUGUUCGUAUCGGUAGGGUGAAGGAUGCAGAGAAUGCCGUGUGUUGUAGUGAGGGAAACUGGCCCGCGUUCGGAGCCGGACCUGAUCUUAGUAUUGGUGAUAAGAUGUGGAGUGCUAAACCUGUUUCAUAUCCGAGUGGUAUAUUUGAGUUUGAUGAUAGUCAAGUAGAAGACUAUGAAGUUUUUCAAGUGGUUGGAAGAUUUGGGAAUGUAUCGAGUGCGAGUUCGUUUAUUGAAUAA
Molecule: messenger RNA, 1422 nt
Organism: Paraglomus occultum
Lineage: Eukaryota; Fungi; Glomeromycota; Glomeromycetes; Paraglomerales; Paraglomeraceae
Source: the annotation of a GenBank genome assembly